CUCCGUGAUUUCAGUUCUCCACAGCCUACCUGACCGCGACGCGAGACGGACGUGUUCAGUAAGCGUCCUGCUUGUACACCUUUACAACUCCUGCAUCUCCCGCCGCCCUUACCCUGCACCAUGAAGGCCCAGGUGUGUGACUCCCCAGUGACCAACAUCCCCGCCAUCAGGAGCGGAAAGGUCUCCAAGAGCCGCGAGGAGGACUUCGAGAUCUCCCUUUACCUGGACAAGCUGAGGCACCUGUUGCCCGCCAGCCCCAGCGCCCCGCCACCCACCACCUCCAGAAAGCACGACAAGAAGCUCAACAGACUGGAGGUGAUCGAGAAUGUGAUCCAGUACAUCAGCGAGCUGCAGGAAGUGCUCCAAAUCGACGUGCACGCCCGCGAGAUGGACCUGCUGGAGUACGAAACUAGCAGCAUCACUCUGGCGGCGUGAGGAAGCUGCCCAAGCAGAGGUGAGAGUCGCCUCGGCCUGCACCUCGCCCGCCACGCACGCACGCACGCACACCGCCCUUGUGGUCCUCCCGCACCUGUUCCACGACCUCGCUCGCCUCACCAUCGGAGAGAGCGGGCGGGAGGAGGGGCCUCGCCAGCCACGACUGUAGGACACCAGGAAGAUAGCAAUUACCUGGCGAGUACCUGCGGGGCCACUCAAGCGAAACAGACCCCGACCCGACAACCACCACCUGCUGCAAAUUUGAAGUAUAUCAAUUGUUUCUCCGGUGGUGCGUGUGCGUGUGUGUGUGUGCAUGUGACUCAACAAACUAGCGGCCGAGGGCAGCGUCCCGCUUGGUGAACUCCUGUGACAAAGUUCCUAGAAAAGUGACGCCAAGUCGCCACUCGAGUUGAGCGGCUUCUGAGAUAAAAUAAUAGACAUGGACAAAUAUAAAUGCAGUGUUUGUCGUGUGUGCGCGCGUGUGUUAGUCUGUUGGUAGAAGAAUAAUACAGUACAAGAACACUCCUCACCACCCCCACCCCAACAUCGCCGCUGCAGAGGCGCCAAGUGUCCUGCAGGGGUGAGACUGACUGUUGUAACUCAUGAUCUCUAGGAGGCGCUGCUUCAUAAACCUACAGUCGCCGCCACAGUGUCCUUGCCGGUUGUGUACUUCGUCCUGAGAGCGACUGACCCAUUCAUUCCUCACGACGCACCACGUCCCUCACACGUGUCCCCACACACCCGCAGCACACCGUCUUCCUCUCCACCUACACCUGUCACGAGGUCCCUCUCUAAAGUUGCACAUCAAGACAGAAGACUGGCUAUGGUGCAACUUUGUAGACACCAUCGCACCGCUCCACUACAAAGGAGCAGCGUCCUCGCGACGUCACCCCAGACCCCAGGCGCCCAAUACCCAGAAGGUGACGUCAGACCAAAAGAAACGCCGUCCCUUCGCGAUCCGACAGCCCAUCACCUACACCCACCAUCCAAGGAGAUGUUAUCGCGAAGGGCGUGACGGGAAUCGAGGUCCUGUGGUUCCAGCACAGUGCUUUCGGUCGGAGAGAGGGAGGGGAGGUAGGGAUGCGGGUGCCUCGGAGCAAAUCCUUGGUAACCCGAGAUGAGAAAAACGCUAUCCCUCCUGAGGCCCGGCCAGCCCGCGGCCGCGACAGGUGCACCUCCCCAGCCCGGCCCACACCCCCCUCCCUUUCUCUCGGCCUCGCUCGCCCGCCCGGGGACCACCCACCCGGCCUGCCUCACUGGCACCGCUGGUAACUGAGACGUGAAGAAUUUUCCUCGCCUCGCUGAUCCUACAGGCAAUUAUCAGUGCCCAGCCAGCCACCACUUCCAGGCCGGGCCCUUCCACGCCAGAACACGAACAAUGCUGUACAUUAAAAAAAAAUGGAUUCGGUGCUACAAAUCGCAAGGUGCUUGUUACUCCUUCCCCUUCCCCUCUCAUCCCACCGGCCAGUCACUCAGCCUGGGCUUCCCGUGGCCAGUGCCAGGCCGGCAUCCCUGCCUGGGUGUGGGGAAUCUAAUGGCAGUUCUCCCCAAAUGUUUACAAGUAUCUCAUCAAGCUUCGUAAUUACUUUGGUCGCUUAUUAUUAUUUUUAUGUAGGACAUAGUGCUUGGAUGUGUGUGUGUCUGUGUGUGUGUGUGUGUGUGUGUGUGUGUGUGUGUGUGAAAUGUUCUCAUUGCCACAUCUUGAUUGUUGCAAAUGUUAAUCAUCGCGUGGUGUAGUGUGGGCGCGUGGGACUGUGUGUGUUUGCCCCAGAGAGAGCAGCGUCGACCCUCGUUAGACUCUGGGCUGGGGAGGGAGGGCAGGGGGUUGCCUAAUCUCCAGUUCCUCGCUCUGAUCCCACCUGCAGAUAGCACACACACACACACACACACAGCAGUCUGAACGACCCCUCGGUACUCCCUCCUUCCCUCCCGAUAACCACAGCUCUUCAGACUCCCUCCACGACAAAGGGAGUGCUUAAUGGCGCGCCUUAGAGGUCGUGUAAGAGAUCUUGAGGCCUGAUUGUUCCCUCCCCUCAACCCUCCACAGCCCUCCCUCCACCCGCCUCUCACGUAGCACACAACAUUCCAUCACUGUAAACUCUAAGCUGAGAACACAACAGGUGGGACAGAAAGAUUCGAGGGUCUACGUUAGUCUCCUCUUGCUCUGCCUCACUCUCGUGUCUCCUUCAUCAUCUCCAUCGGCCGAGGCAUCAGUGUCAGGUUGAGUGUAGUGGAGGGAAGCACACAUCAUCCCCACCACCAUUACUUAUCACGAUGAAUUGUUGUUGUUGUUGUUGGAUGAUCAUGUUUCGCCAGGGUUGUCUUCAUCAUCAUUAUUGUUGUUGUUGUUGCUUGUGCUGCUACGCCCGCUACUUUUACCAUUACUCCCCAACAACAACAACGACGACGACAUAAGCUGUAACGACUUCGGAUUUACUAAUACGAUACCCCGUCACUCGUCUCUCAUUUUUGUUGUAUAUCAUGUCAUGGUAGUGAAUCAUGGAGCACAGAGAGGAAAGCUACGAUGUUCACCCAUUUUGCCGAUUACAAGGAGAAAAUGUUGAGAAAAAAAAAUUAGAAAAAAUGUUAAAGAAUCUGUUACUGUCAUAUUAUGUGGCAGAGGAAUUUUCAUUAAUAUUCGUGUCAUUAUUAUUAUUACUAUUAUGAUCAUGGGGCAUUUUGUUGUCAAAGUUUUGUGAUGUGAAGAUUGCUGUGGCAAGUCGUGAGGUUAUGGGGGGAGGGGACGGGGCGGGUGGGGGUGCUGGGCAAAGUGGUAGCGGGUUUGGAGGCGCCCACACGGUCCAUUCAAAUUAUGUAAGCAGCAAAAAAAAAAAAAAAAUUGUGAUGUAAAAAGGCCCCAAUUAACUGUGAGAAGGGACACAAGAGGAUUAAGGUGUACUGUUUUGUAAAGAAUUUGCUGGUAGGGCUGAAGGAUCUUUUGUUGUAUGUGUUUGUUACCCUGGUGUGUGGCGCCUCUGGACUUGCUCUCUCAUAACUCCUGUGAUAGUCCGGCCUCUGUGGUCCGUGCCGGCAACCAAUGUAUAUUUAUUGUAAUUAAACUUCCUUUUUUAGAA
This is a messenger RNA of Portunus trituberculatus (swimming crab), 3509 nucleotides long. RefSeq lists its product as uncharacterized. Bases 121 to 435 code for a protein of 104 amino acids. Lineage: Eukaryota; Metazoa; Arthropoda; Malacostraca; Decapoda; Portunidae. Gene Ontology annotation, molecular function: protein dimerization activity. The record is from RefSeq and is a predicted model, not a curated record. The transcript is spliced from 2 exons.